This is a messenger RNA of Racocetra persica, 134 nucleotides long. Lineage: Eukaryota; Fungi; Glomeromycota; Glomeromycetes; Diversisporales; Gigasporaceae. The record is from the annotation of a GenBank genome assembly.
AUAUGUUAUUAGAUUUGAUUCUUUUAGAUAUUGUUUUAGAUUUGUUUUUUUUGGAUAUUGAUUUAGUAGACUUGGUUGUAGAUAUUGAUAUUUUACCAGAUUCAAUUGACACAAUAGGUGCAGAAGCAGAAAUA